Molecule: messenger RNA, 2781 nt
Organism: Etheostoma cragini (Arkansas darter)
Lineage: Eukaryota; Metazoa; Chordata; Actinopteri; Perciformes; Percidae
Product: protein kinase C-binding protein NELL1-like
Exons: 20
Coding region: 139-2565 (808 amino acids)
Molecular function (GO): protein binding; calcium ion binding
Source: RefSeq, a predicted model, not a curated record
UGUGGACCGUUCCUCCGUUCCUCCCCAUCCAGGCGAGGUGAGAGCGGCGCAUAGCGCCAGACGGACCAGAGCGGGUUAGUGUGGAUACGCAGCGGAGCGCACGACUGAGGACUCUGUACAGCGCAACUCUCCACACAAAUGGAUAUUUACGUGGCUUUGUUAUCCCUCUUCUUUUUUACCAAACCAGCUUUGGCUUUCGGAUCAGAUCAAGACUACCAGAUUGAUAUCAUCAAUGAACUUGACCUGGCAAAUGCCACCUAUGGAAUUACCCAAGUGGCGGGGCUUCACAACAGCAGCAAAGCCUUCCUUUUUCGAGAUGUUGGGAGAGCAGUUCACGCCCCGGCACACAUCACAGAGAAAGUGGUGCAGCUGUUCAGGAGGAAAAGUGAGUUUACCUUCUUGGCCUCGAUCCAGCAGAAGUCCUCCACGUCUGGAGUCAUAUUCUCCAUCCACGAGUCAGAACACAGUUACUUUGAACUGGAGAGCAGCGGGGUGAGGGAGGAGAUCCGCUACCACUACCGCUUCAAAGGCAAGCCCCGCUCCGAGUCCUUCCCCUAUCGCCUCGCUGACGGCCAGUGGCACAAGAUCGCCCUCACCAUCAGCGCCACCCACCUGCUGCUGCACGUCGACUGUAACAGGAUUUAUGAGCGGGUGAUUGACCCUCCUCAGAUGGAGCUCACCCCAGGCAGUGGAGUGUGGCUAGGCCAGCACAGCCACAAGCAUGGACUGUUCAAGGGCAUUAUCCAGGAUGUGAAGUUGAUAUUCGCUCCCAACGGCUACAUUACACAGUGUCCUAACCUUAACCGCACCUGUCCGACCUGCAGCGAUUUCCUGAGCCUGGUGCAAGGCAUCAUGGACCUUCAGGAGCUACUGGCCAAGAUGACCCUGAAGUUGAACUAUGCAGAGUCCAGGCUGACCCAGCUGGAGGGCUGCCACUGCGAGCGGACGUGCAGUGCCAACGGCCUGGUCUACCGGGACAAGGAGCUGUGGGUUGAGCCCGAGAACUGCAGGAACUGUGCAUGUAAGAAUGGUGUGGUGGAGUGUCGCAGGAUUUUCUGUCCUCCAGCAAACUGCUCAGAGGACUCGCUGCCUGUACAUGUUGACGGGACUUGCUGCAAGAAAUGCAGACCGAAAUGUACCUACAUGGGCCAAACCUUUUCUGAAGGCCAGCGCUUUUUAUCCAGGAGCUGCAGGGAAUGCAAGAACGGCCUGAUGGUGAAAGUCACAGAAACUUGUCCAGAGCUCAACUGCACCGUCGGUGAACAGAUCUUACCAGAUGGCAGAUGCUGCAAUGUUUGCAGAGGUUAUGACUUCUGCGCAGAGGGACUCAUUUGUGGAGAAAACUCUGAGUGUAAAAACCGGAAUACUAAAGCCGAGUGUGAAUGCAAGAGUGGCUAUGCCUCCAUCCACGGGGAUUCGACUUACUGUGAAGAUAUUGAUGAGUGUGCGACCCAGAUGCAUUACUGCCAGUCCAACACGGUGUGUGUCAACCUGCCCGGAAGCCAUCGCUGUGACUGUCUGCCAGGCUUCCUCAGAGUGGACGAAUACUCCUGCACCGAGCAUGACGAGUGCGCCAGCGGCCACAAUUUGUGUGAUGAGAACUCCAUCUGUACCAACACUAUCAGAGGACACCUGUGUACCUGCAAGCCGGGCUACGUGGGCAAUGGCACCAUCUGCAGAGCUUUCUGUGAGGAGGGAUGCAGGAGCGGCGGGACCUGUGUGUCUCCAAACACAUGUGUCUGUCCCUCAGGAUUUACAGGACGCCACUGUGAGACAGAUAUUGACGAGUGUGCAGAGGGCCUGAUUGAGUGCCACAACCACUCCCGCUGUGUCAACUUGCCCGGCUGGUACCACUGUGAAUGCAGAAGUGGUUUCCAUGACAAUGGCUCCUACCUGCUAGAUGGGAGCUCCUGCAUUGACAACGAUGAGUGCAGUUUGCAGACACACACCUGCUGGAAUGACAGUGUGUGUGUGAACCUCCCGGGAGGCUACGACUGCGUGUGCACGUCUGGUCCGGGCUGCGGCGGCGACUGCCCACACGAAGAGGGAAUCAGACGCAACGGAGAGGACUGGAAACCCAGCUUUGACGGCUGUGCUAUAUGCUCCUGCAAGGAUGGCCAGACGUACUGCAGGAGGAGACCCUGUGACUGCGGAGACCCAAACGAGGAUCUGUUCUGCUGUCCCGGCUGUGACAACAGGCCCAGCAGCCAGUGUCUGGACCAGAGCGGACGCACACUCUACCGCAGCGGAGCGUCCUGGAUGUACGGCUGCCAGCAGUGCCGCUGCAUGGAGGGGGAGGUUGACUGCUGGCCCCUGGUGUGCCCCGUGUUGAUGUGCGAGUACACAGCGGUGGCGGUGGGCGAGUGUUGCCCGCGCUGCGUCACAGACCCCUGCCUGGCUGACAACCUGUCGUAUGACAUCAGGCAGACGUGUCAGGACCCCGCAGGCGCCGUCCGCCUCAACGGAGACACAUGGCAUAUGCCCAACUCACCAUGUACCACCUGCAAGUGUAAGAAUGGGAAUGUUUGCUGCUCGGUGGAUCUCGACUGCCUUCAGAACAACUAAAGCUCGUCUCCUCCAGUCCUCCUCCUCUUACUGCGGGACUGCCACACCCCCUCCUCCAUCCGAUGACUUUCCCUUUGGAUUCAUAAAACAGACUCACGCACACACAUGUGCAUGCCAGAGUGUGCACAGAAAAUACAAACAUGCACUGGACAGAUUGGGGUGUUGAGGCUGUGCUUUUAAUGCCGCAACUCGACCAACAGUGAGUGUGUGUGUGUG